Messenger RNA from Ectocarpus sp. CCAP 1310/34, 1434 nucleotides. Lineage: Eukaryota; Phaeophyceae; Ectocarpales; Ectocarpaceae. The record is from the annotation of a GenBank genome assembly.
AUGUUGUCUGGCCUGAUCGUGAAGCUGUGCAAGAGUCUGUAUGGCUUGAAGCAGGCAUCACGACAUUGGCAUGCGCACCUGACGAGGUGUUUGUUACUUUUAGGUUUUUUGCAGUGUCUGGCAGAUGCGUGUGUUUUUCGCUUGAUGGAGGAGGGACGUGUGAUCAUGAUCAUCGUGGUCCACGUGGAUGACAUUUUUGCUGUAGGGCAGAAGGAGAGGUGUGACAAGUUUGGCGAGGACCUCAACGAGAUGGUCCCCGUGAAAAACCUUGGAGAGUUGAGGUGGUACUCUGCGUGCUUUUACGAGAGAGACGUAGAGAGAGGGCUGUUGAGGAUUUCGCAGCAGAGGUUUGCCGAAGAGUUGGCUGCAGAGUACGGAAUUGAGUGGGGGAGGAGUGUGCCCUUGCCUGUGAGCGUGAAGCUCACCGACUUUGACGAGAACGAAGCGAGUGCUGAUGUCCCUUUUCGCGAGUUGGUAGGAUCUCUGAUGUGGUUGGCCACUCAAACAAGGCCGGACAUCGCGAACGCAGUACGAGCAGUAGCGCGGUAUUGUGCAUCUCCCAAGAUGGUGCACUGGAAGGCAGCACUCGGUAUUUUAGGGUACGUACGGAGGACGAGUUGGAUGGGGAUUACAUUUGAGAGGGGAGUGGUGACUGGGAUGAGCAUGCAGGUGUUUGUGGAUGCCGACUAUGCAAGCAAGGCGACAGACCGUAGAUCGGUGUCAGGAGGGCUAGUGAUGUGUGGGGGAGGGUGUGUGACUUGGUUUUCGAGGACACAAAAGUGUGUCACGCUUUCCACCACGGAAGCAGAGUAUGUGGCAAUUGCCGAUGUCUUGAAGGAAGUGUUGUUCUUGAGGCAGGUGUGGCGUUUUAUGUUGCCAGAUGCGAGUAUGCCGUGCAUCCCGGUGUUCGAGGAUAAUCAGGGAGCGAUUCAGAUUAUGCACAACCCGAUCACGAACUCCAACUCGAAGCACAUCGAUGUACGGCAUCACUUUAUCAGGGAGCUGGUAGAGAGGAAAGAGAUUUCAAUUACUCAUGUGCCGACGCAAUUUCAGCAUGCAGAUUUCUUGACGAAGGCUAUUAGCAAGGAGUCUUUUGCGUUGCACCGUGACUUUGUGAUGAACUUGCAGUGAAGGAAGUGUUUUGGGGUCAAUUCGUAUUCUGUAGCGGAGAGAGGAAGGGAGAGACGAGAUCGGACAAGAGAAAGAGAGAGUCUGAUGACGGUGGAGUUUUAGUUAUGUUGGAAUUUUUCUUGUUUGUUUUGGAGGAGUUUUGGUUGUGUUGGAAUUUUUCUUGUGAUUGACUUGGGAGGGUUCUUGCAUGUCGUGGGGAGGAUAUUGGAUUUGGAUGCUUUGAGAAUUUUCUUGUUUGUUUUGGGAGAGAGAGAUGGUAAAAGAGGAAUUUGGUUUUUGCCUUAGCAUGACGAUGCAUACGAG